GAAGCAAUAGACAAGAGACAAAGCUCUUGAGUUAACACACUUAAACUAACCAGACUCCCAACACUUGGACGCAGGACAAAGUCAGUCUUCUUUUUUUCCUAAGAUGGGGAAAAUUUUGAUUUCCACCACCUACCUAAUGCUGAUCCUGUCCUGUGUGGAGUCGUGCUUUCUGCUGAGAUCUCUCUACGUAAUUGUACCUGAAAUAAUUCCACCUGGAUACCAAGUAGCAAAAGUUGAAACCGUCGGCUGUGAUGCAAAAUCAGUGCAGUUAACCGUGAAGGACCCGAGUUUCACAAUAAAAAGUAACGGAGCAGUCGUAGCUUUAACGUCUGUCUCAGUGGGAGAAGGAGGAUGGACAUUUUCUGUGUGUGCUCAGGACAAGACUGAACGGGAAAGAAAGAUGGAAGUUCACCUUGUCCGCAGUACAAUGCCGAAAAGACACCGACGAGGCCAAGGCUCCCUGAUCCGCUCUAAAAGACGGGCCUGUCGUUUUCCGAUGUCUGUAGUCGAGAAUUAUGAAGGGAACUAUCCAAUACUCCUUGAGAAGCUGGUGUCAGAUCCCUCAGCAAGCCAUGAUAUGUACUUUACUAUUGAAGGAGAAGGAGUCGAUACGUAUCCAACUGGAGUGUUCAGUCUGGACACAGACACGGGGGAUCUGCUCUUGCUCAAAAAAGUGGAUCGUGAGGAGUUCCCAGAAUAUAAUGUGAGUGUGAAGAUGACGCUGAUUUAGAAGAUUUGUAAAGAGUUCCAAUAAUGUUCCACAGUCAUCUUUAA
Messenger RNA from Neolamprologus brichardi, 774 nucleotides. Lineage: Eukaryota; Metazoa; Chordata; Actinopteri; Cichliformes; Cichlidae. The record is from RefSeq and is a predicted model, not a curated record.